Limulus polyphemus (Atlantic horseshoe crab) is the source of this 1943-nucleotide messenger RNA. Its product is annotated as transcription factor kayak-like. NCBI's taxonomy places the organism in Eukaryota, Metazoa, Arthropoda, Merostomata, Xiphosura, Limulidae. Gene Ontology annotation, cellular component: nucleus. Bases 475 to 1533 code for a protein of 352 amino acids. The transcript is spliced from 6 exons. Gene Ontology annotation, molecular function: DNA-binding transcription factor activity, RNA polymerase II-specific; RNA polymerase II cis-regulatory region sequence-specific DNA binding. The record is from RefSeq and is a predicted model, not a curated record. Gene Ontology annotation, biological process: regulation of transcription by RNA polymerase II.
UGGUAUUCUGUCAAAGAGCGAUGUCAUAAUUUGUAAAAGCGAGGAAACCGUAAAUUCUUCCCUCUAUUUUUGUGCGAUAUGGUGAAUUAUAUAUGUUCUUAAUUGAUCGAAAUAAAACUGUUCAUUUGUUUGGUGACUAACUAUAAAUGUAUAUAACAUUUUUCACAAGCCAGAGUUACAUUCUGCAUAGUACUUGUCGUAAAUAAUUGAUUUGUAAAAUAGGAAUAAAAAUAUAUUUUGAUUAAUACUAAUAAUAGAGUUUUGAUCAAGAGUAGAAAAGACAACUCUGGCUUGUUUUUGUUAUAGAAGUUAUAAUUACUACACAGUCAACAGUAUUACAAGUUGAGCAGUGAAUGUCGUGUUAACACCGACUUUGAAGUUAAAACUGUUUUUCUUUUGAAAUUACCGAUGUUUCAAUCUAUUCAACAGAUUAUUGUGGGUUAUAGAAUAGAAAACAGAACAUUUUAAAGUAAGAUGAAUACAGAAGAAUCUGCUUCGGAAUCACUACAUUCGAGUACUCAGUUUUCAGGAGGGAACAGUAUUUUAUCUGUUGGAAGUGGUACAGAAAUAUGUACGACAUCAGCGGUAGUUCUUUUGGUUCUACAGUUUGCAAAUGUCAGCGGUCUAACAUCUGGUAUUCCAACUCGUACGACUCCAACUGUAACUCCUACCACUCUAAAGAAUAUUGAAACACUCUUUGAGCUACAGUCAAUCCCUCCAGCUCCUUUGGAACACCAGCAUCAAGCAGGAUUUGUUCCCCCGGUGGUUAAUGUUCCAACAUUAUACCAACCAGUCUCCCUGAUCAAGCAGGAAGAAGAACCUGAGUGGAUGGCCUCUGCUCAUAGUCAGUCUACUAGUAAUAGCUUAUUUUCAGAAGAUUCAUUAACUAUGUCCCCUCCUCCUGUGGUAACCACUACCUCGUCUUCUAAAGCUCGUAGCUCAGGAGGCAGGAGACCAAGAAAUGAGAAGGUGUCUCCUGAGGAAGAAGAAAGAAGGCGAGUUCGUCGGGAACGAAAUAAGCUAGCAGCUGCCAGGUGUCGAAAACGAAGACUAGAUCAUACAAACAGCUUGAUAAAAGAAACGGAAGGUUUAGAGAAAAAGCGGCAGGCUUUACAAAAUGAAAUUCAGUUGUUAACUUCUCAGAAGGAGGAACUUGACUUUCUGCUGGCAGCACACAAGGCCACCUGUAAGCUGCUCACUUCCCACAAGUCUGUUGAGAAUGGAAAAGAGUCUUCGAAUAAUAUGAUUCUAAGAAACGGCCCUAACUCAUCCUCUGGGGAAGGAAUUCUAAACAAAUCAAAGCGAGUUUCUAGGCCAACAUCCCUUCCAGUUUCAUCUACGUAUAUGAGCUCUUCAGAUCUCCCAACCACAGGAGUGUUUAACAUGGAUUCUCUAAUGGAAGGAGGGACUGGAUUGACACCAGUGUCCUCUAGUGUUUCCUGUUCAGGACAGCAGAAAAAGUCUGGCAUCAUUUACUCAAUACGACUGAAGAUGUCUUCAUGGCGUUUUUUAUCUGCAGAAUACCUUAAAUGAUAGAAGCUUUCAAGGGUAGAAGUUUACUGUAGGACCACAGCUUAUAGCAAGUCAUCCCUAUCCAAAGAUAAUGUAGGUAUGAUUAAGCUUUUUUCCUUUCUCUUGUUUCUGUAAAUACAGUUAUUUAUUUUGUUUUUGUACAGAUAAAAAAUUUAUUUCUAGCUAAAAUAAAAACAAGGAAGAAGAAACUUGUUUUAAUCCAUUUUAUUAACUUCACAGGAUAUGUAUGUGUUUUUGUAAUUAAAUAAUACCAUUAUUAUUAUUAAUUUCUUUUAGUAUUUCGUAUAUCAGACUGUUUGAUACUAUUAACAGCAGUACAUUUGUAAGAUUGGAAAAUAUAUUUUUGUACCUUUGGUAGGAAAACAUGUCAAAUAAUGUUCCAAUAAAGGCAUCAUUACACUUACGGUUUA